Molecule: messenger RNA, 2240 nt
Organism: Prunus avium (sweet cherry)
Lineage: Eukaryota; Viridiplantae; Streptophyta; Magnoliopsida; Rosales; Rosaceae
Product: NAC domain-containing protein 2
Biological process (GO): regulation of DNA-templated transcription
Molecular function (GO): DNA binding
Source: RefSeq, a predicted model, not a curated record
UUCAUCCCAACCCCUUGGCCUAAUCUCUUCUUUUUCCGCAUGCCGACAAAAAACCACAACCAUAAAAGCCCUUCGUUUCUUUCUCUCCUAAAAAUUUCAAUUCUCCUCUUCUUUAAUUUCCAGUUUGUCUUGUCACAACUGGAGUCUAGAGAGGCAUAUAUCCCCCUCCCUUCACUUAAUUUCCACAUCCAUUUUCCUCUUUCUUUCAUAUUACCCAACUAAACUAAACCAGACAAAGCCAGCCCCUUGUAUUAAUUUUAAAUCAGGUGCUCAAUUAGUGCAUAUAUAUAUAGCAAGCGUAUCAUAUCCCUACCAGAAGGAAAUAUUUAUUUGAUGAUGAAAAACCCAGAAUCAAGCCUGCCCCCAGGGUUUAGGUUCCACCCUACAGAUGAAGAGCUCAUCCUUCACUACCUUACAAAGAAGGUGGCCUCCACACCCUUACCCGUUUCCAUCAUAGCUGAAGUUGAUAUCUACAAGUUUGAUCCAUGGGAAUUGCCAGCCAAAGCUGCGUUUGGUGAGAAAGAAUGGUACUUCUUUAGUCCUAGAGAUCGCAAGUACCCGAAUGGCGCAAGGCCGAACAGGGCAGCCGCGUCAGGGUACUGGAAGGCAACAGGAACAGAUAAGACGAUUGUGGCGUCAUUAGGAGGACGCCAGAACGUUGGUGUGAAGAAGGCUCUUGUCUUCUACAAGGGAAGACCCCCUAAAGGAAUCAAGACCAACUGGAUCAUGCAUGAAUAUCGCCUUCCAGAGAAUCCAAACAACUACACCACCACCAGCAAAACCAUGAAGCUCAAAGAUUUAUCCAUGAGGUUGGAUGAUUGGGUUCUCUGUCGAAUCUACAAGAAGUCCAACGUCUCAAGUUCAGCAGCGGUGCUGCCAAUCGAUCAUGAAGAAGAAGUUGAAGAAGAAGAAGAUUUUCUCAAUGAUGUCCUGUUACCAAGCCUGAAAAGUCCCCUUCCCGGCCUUGGUCACAACAUGAGUACUAAUAAUACUGAUCUCAAGCCCCAGAAAUCUUCUUCCUUCUCCAACUUACUAGACGCCAUGGACUACUCAUUACUCACUAGUUUUCUGGCGGAUGGCCAAUACUCUAACCCAACUGGAACCGUACUCCAAUCAACUCCAAAUAGGUUUCCCUGUUCCAGGACUACCGGUUUAGACCAGAAACCGUUGUUCAUUAAUGACCAUUCCAAUAUCAGCAGCAGCAGCAGCGGCAGCAUCAACAGUCAUUUGCUUCAAAAGCUCCCUCAAUUCAAUGGUUUGAACUUCCCAGCAAUCCCAAGCAUCGAAAACCGGCUCAAGCGCCAUGAUCAUCCAAUUGCAGAUGAUCAUGGACUACUAUACCCAUCAAAGAAAUACGUCAACUCUAAUUGCAGUUUCAAUAACGCAACGAUUCAGUCCGACAAUAUCUCUCAAGGACACUUACUCAACCAUUCAUUGUUGAAUCAUCAGCAAUUAGUAUUGAGUAGUCCUCAGUUCCAGUUUCAAGAAUAAAACCAAAAUUAAAUCAAAAAAAUUUAUAUUCAUAAAGAAAAGUAAGAAAAAGAAUAACUAGGGUUGAACAAGCCAAGCUUUGGUCAAGUUCUACAAGUAGAACAUGCUAAGCUAGGGUUGAAUUUGCAGAUGAGAUUUUCACACUGUAGAUAUAUAGGUACUCGGUAUAUGAAUAUUUAUGAGAUCAAUUGGCAGGAGGAUCUUCUUCUUCUUCCUCCCAAUUAAAUGUGAUUCCAAUUCCCCAUCUCAAUCAAUAUUCAACUUGUAAAGUGUAAAAGGAUUUCCACCACUGUUGUCUCAUGUGGCACCAUUUACCACUUUAUUCAAAUUGGAUUUUUUGAGUUAUUUUUAAGUUCAGAUUUUCAAAACUAGGCCUAUCAAACAGAUUAUUUGAGCUUUCGACUCAAAUUUUGUUUUUAAGUUUAAAAAAGUUGGAUUCAAAUAGAAUACCAAACAUGUUCUUACUUUCUCUGUGUUUUACUACUUUCGGUGCCAUCAGCCUGGUAUCAUAGCCUAAUUGGCCAUGGGCAGAAAGGGUGAGCCCUCCACCGGCCCCGUUUCCACCAUGGAUGUGACUCUGGACCUUCAACGAGAUCAGCUCACACCUCACCUCCAAGAUUUUUAGGACACUGUUUCCACCAUCAACGCUACGCUCGCCCAGAUGGGUUCCAGACGGACCUCUCUGAUAUUCAGAAACCUGUCACUACCUUACACUCUCAACAAUCCCAACAUCGACCUUCAAAAAUCGA